GGUUUGUCUGAGGAAUGGUCUUGCAAACGUUCGUUUUAGUUUAUUAACAAGUGGGCUGGGAAAACAAAUGGCGAACAUUUGCAUUCUGCUCCUAUAUAUAUGCAUGUAUCAGUACCGUAGAUAAAGACUCAGAAAGUAGAAAGAUGAUCUCCACUACAUAACCCUCUUGCAUUCUCAUCAUGGAUAUCUCAAUUUUCUUCCUUCUUAUUUUGCUCAUCCAAACUCCUCUCCUAUCUUCAUCAUCAGAAAAAUUUGACGUUCUCAGAGGCUCAUCUUUAUCUGUUGCGAACCCGAACGACAAACUGGUUUCUCCCAAUGGUGAUUUCUCUGCGGGAUUUUUCCCGGUCGGUGAAAACGCUUUCUGCUUCGCCAUAUGGUUGACAAGGUCCUCAGCUCCGACCGUUGUUUGGAUGGCAAACCGAGAUGAUCCGGUUGAUGGAACAGGUUCACAGCUUUCGCUUUCGAAAGAUGGCAAGCUUCGCCUAACAAACUCUGUUGGUAUAACUGUUUGGGCAACCAGAACAGCAGCCUCGACCCCUUUAGAGUCCUCGAAAUUGCAACUACAGCUCCAAAACACGGGAAAUCUUGUUCUAAAUCAUUCUCAGAGUAGUGUCAUCUGGCAGAGCUUUGAUUCACCAACAGAUACUCUUCUUCCACAACAAACACUAACCAGGAUUUCAACCCUUGUAUCAAAAUCAAGCAAAGUAGACUAUUCUUCUGGCUACUAUAAGCUAUUUUUUGACAACGAUAAUGUACUUCGACUGUUAUACCAAGGUCCUGUUGUAUCCAGUCUCUACUGGCCUGAUCCAUUGCUUAGUGAUCCUGGACUAGCCGGAAGGUCUAUGUACAACUCUAGUAGAGCUGCAGUACUGAACGAGUCGGGCUAUAUCUGGUCAUCUGAUCAUUUGGUGAUCCUAGAUACAGAUUUUGGUGUGAAAACUCACAGAAGAUUAACUCUUGAUCGUGAUGGUAACCUUCGAUUAUACAGCCUGGAAGCAAUGAAUGAAGGGUGGGAUUGGGUUGUCACAUGGCAAGCGGUGUCGGAUCCAUGCACGAUUCAUGGCAUAUGUGGGCCAAAUAGUGUUUGUAGUUAUGAUCAUGCUUCCGGCAGGAGAUGCUCUUGCUUGCAGGGAUUCAAGAUCAAAGAUCCAACUGAUUGGUCUUUUGGGUGUGAAGCAGACUUCAAUCUCCCUUGCAAUCAGAGUCAUGAAGAGCUGUCUAGUUUUGUCCAACUUUCUCAUGUUGACUUCUUUGGCAAUGAUAUAAAGUUCCAGCCUAAUGUGACCUUACAACACUGUGAAAACGAAUGCCUGACGACGUGUGGUUGCAAAGGUUUCCAAUUUAGAUUUAACGCAGAUGAGUACGGUGGCUAUUUAUGUUACCCCAAGUAUGAGUUACUCAAUGGACAACUUACACCAAAUUUUGAGGGAGACUUUUAUUUAAAAGUACCCAAAGCUGGUUUUGUCUAUAACAAGACGCUGGAUGCCGCCGAAUCAAGGUUGAAUUGCACAGUCGAACUUAGCAGGCAAGUUAGAGGAACGUAUGAAAAUAAGACAGUGAAGCUUUUGCUUUGGUUUGCUACUGCAGUGGGAGGCCUAGAGGUAACCUGCAUUUUCCUGGUGCUCUUUUUCUUGUUCAUGAGCAGUAAGAAUUCCGACCAAGUUGCAGAAGGAUACCUCCUGAUGUCUAGAUUCAAGCGAUUCAAGUUUUCUGAUCUGAAAAAGGCCACACGGGGAUUCGUUGAAGUGAUUGGACGAGGAGGGGUAGGGGUAGUAUACAAAGGUAUACUGCCCGAUAAGCGAGUUGCAGCAAUCAAAAGACUCGACGAAGCUAACCAAGGAGAAGCCGAAUUCCUAGCAGAAGUAAAUACCAUUGGGAGGCUUAACCACAUGAACUUGAUAGACAUCUGGGGAUACUGCGCAGAGGGAAAGCAUAGGCUUCUGGUGUACGAGUUCAUGGAGCAUGGAACCUUAGCAGAAAAACUUACUUCUAACGAACUUGAUUGGAAAAAGAGGUUUGAUAUUGCAGUGGGCACAGCGAAAGGCCUAGCUUAUUUGCAUGAAGAGUGCCUAGAGUGGGUUUUACAUUGUGAUGUAAAGCCUCAUAACAUACUCUUGGACUCCAACUAUCAACCAAAGGUAGCAGAUUUUGGUCUGUCUAAACUACUGAAUAGAAGUGAGCAUGAUCAUUCAAGCUUCUCAAAGAUGAGAGGAACUAGAGGUUAUAUGGCUCCUGAAUGGGUUUAUAAUCUUCCUAUCACUUCUAAAGUUGAUGUCUAUAGCUAUGGGAUUGUGGUGCUGGAAAUAGUUACUGGAAAGAGCCCCACAGGUACGCAGCAUAGCUCUGGUGGCGGAGGGGCGAAAGAGCAUACUAGAUUGGACACGCUGGUGAGGGAGAAGAUCAUGCAUGCUGAUGGUGAAGCUUCAAGGGAGUCGUGGAAUAUUGAGGAGAUUGUAGAUCCAAGCAUGGCCGGCAUAUAUGACUCGGCUAAGAUGGAGCUUCUGCUCAAGGUGGCUUUGCAAUGCGUUGCAGAAGACAAGGAUGAUAGGCCCACCAUGACCCAGGUUGUAGAGAUGCUUCGCUGCGAAGAGGUCAACUGAUAUAUCUAAUUAUGUUAAUUGUAAGAAGAAUAAUUUAUAAUGUUAAUUUUU
Messenger RNA from Juglans microcarpa x Juglans regia, 2651 nucleotides. RefSeq names its product putative receptor protein kinase ZmPK1. Gene Ontology annotation, biological process: protein phosphorylation; recognition of pollen. The transcript has a single exon. Gene Ontology annotation, molecular function: ATP binding; protein serine/threonine kinase activity. The record is from RefSeq and is a predicted model, not a curated record. Lineage: Eukaryota; Viridiplantae; Streptophyta; Magnoliopsida; Fagales; Juglandaceae. Bases 180 to 2600 code for a protein of 806 amino acids.